Molecule: messenger RNA, 3666 nt
Organism: Hydractinia symbiolongicarpus
Lineage: Eukaryota; Metazoa; Cnidaria; Hydrozoa; Anthoathecata; Hydractiniidae
Product: axin-1-like
Exons: 6
Coding region: 484-2832 (782 amino acids)
Biological process (GO): negative regulation of canonical Wnt signaling pathway
Source: RefSeq, a predicted model, not a curated record
GAGGCUGGGUGCCGAAUUUAAACACAUCGCUUUUUAAAAGUUUAUAUAGUUUUUUUUAAAUGUGAUGGUUGAUUUUCUAACUGAAAAGGGGAAAAUUAUACACAAACAGUUUGUGCUCUGGGAAUGUUAUACAUACGAUUAAAGUGAUAUUUUAAUUUAAGUUUACUGGUCGAUGUAUUUUUUUUUCGUGUUUUCUUUGUAUCUAUAUCAAAUUGUCGGCUUUUUCUUAUUGAAACAGAAAGCUUAAUUUAAACUCAUACGAGAGACGCCAUUUUUAUUCUCUUCUUCAUUAUGUGGACGCGAACAUUUAAAAAGUUUAUCAAGACAUAUCGUGGAGAUGUAUAAGUUUUAAAAAGUAUAAUUUUGACAAGAUCUAUGCUGGCUACUUGUGUUAUAUAUCGGUGGAUUUUUUUACUAUAGUAAAUAAAUAGAUAAUAUUUGGUGUGUUACAGAUAGAUCUAUUAUAAAAGUUACGCAAAUGCAAUGAAUUCAACUGAUGAACGACCUUCCCCGAUGGGUUCUGAAGCAAAAAAUACGUACGUGGAAAAUCCGGUGAACGAAGGAAAGGAAAAUCUUCCAAGCUAUGAGAAAUGGAAAAAAAGUUUCCAAGAACUUCUCGAGGACGAUGAAGGCUCGAAAACAUUUUAUGAAUUCCUAGAAACGGAACAGUUAGGUGUGCUGUUUGAAUGUUGGUACAGUUGUGAACAAUAUAGAAAUUGUCCUCCGAAUAAAGCUACAGCCAAAGAGGUUUAUUCUCGUUUUGUACGAAUCAAAGAUUCACGUGUACCCAUAUCGGAUCAAGCUCGUAAUAACUUAGCUAUGCGUCUGCGAGCGAAUAAUAUAACUGAAAAUAUACUAUCUGAAAUCGAGCAAGAAGUGUUUGGAAACUUAAGAGAUAUAUGUUACCCUAAGUUUUUAAAAUCAGACUUUUUUACGUUUUAUUGCGAAACAAGUGGGCAAGUCCAGUACAAUGCAAGCGAUUUUCAUAAGUUUGGAAAGCCGUCGUCUUCGAUGAAGCGAACUUCAAAUUUAGAAGUGUUGCACGAGCAUGGACAUCGCAACGAGCAAAGCAAUGAACAACAAUCCGCUUUGACACCUUAUGAAAAAGAUUUCGUUCGCACACCUAGCUCAUCAAAAAUUUGUUCAGAUACACAAAGUUUUUACUCAGAUACGAUAAAUGACAGUGACAAAUUAUCUAUGGCUGAUUCAAGAACCUCUUGUGGGUCAACAGGACAUCCACGUAGUGUUCGAAGCUGCAAUCAUGAUCAGCUUCCCGAUUUGGCGAACUUUAGGCCGCGUACUCAACGCCUCAACCAAGAAAGGCUCAGGCCUUUAAAGCCAGAUCAAUUUGCUGCACAGCUAACACAGAAACUUCUCAAAGUAAUCAAUGAUCGUGAACUAGAGAAGCAUCAAUAUCCAGAUAUGCCACAUCAUAUUGAAUCAAAAGCUGUUCAAUCUCAAUAUUCUUCACACUACAAUCCUCAUGAAACUGAUGCUAGUGAAUUCGAUACACAAUCUUGGAUUAUGCCACCAGCAUCUGAUCGUUAUAGUGUUGCUGGUGCUUCUUCUCAUAGUGGCUCUGGUGCUAACAUGGAAAGGGAUAGAAACAUAAAAGACAAAGCAAAAGAAUUACGUAAUGCUGUUCAUCAUUCCCUGAGAAAUAAUUUAGGUGAAUGUCAGUGUCAAGCUUGUUUUGAUAGAAUACGCCAUGAAAAGCUUUAUAGUGAAAAUCAUGGAGGAUCUUGUUACAAGCAUGAUAAAGUUACCCAAAAUAAUAGAUAUCAUAACCAGCAACCAUGUUGUUGUAAAAGUAAAGACUCUUAUUGUAAUCACAAUAUUCCAAACACUUAUAAUAAUAAACCUAAUCCUGAGUUACAUAGAUAUUAUAAAGGGUAUGGAGAGGAACAUGGUAGAGAUAUUGAUGCAUUACCUGUUGAUAAAUCAAAGAUUUUUGCAUGGAUGGAAAAAAACGAAAAAUAUAAAACACAAUACCCAGAACCUUCACCAUCUCCUGCUUUACGACGUAAGAAACAACCUGUUGUUUAUGAUAAUUCUAGAGUUCAACCAAUUGCACAGGAUCUUGGCAUGCCUUUAUUACCACAGCCAGAUACUGGAAAUGUACUAGAGGAAGUUAAGCGUGUUUUGGAAGAACCAAUAAGAGGCUCUACAAAGAAGCAUCAUCACGCAAGGACUCGUCCUCAUCAAGUUCAGUCCUCAGGCUACUAUCCUGAGCAGCAUUCAACUUACAGUGAUGCUUCUCAUGAACACACUGGAAGUGUGGCUUCUGGAAAUUGGUCACAUUCAGACUCGGCUUCUAUUCUUUCAUAUAAUCCUUCACAAAUCUCUACUGUGCCUUCCUCUGCGUCAAGACUAUGGAAUAGCCAAGGUUAUUACGAAUCGAGAAGUGACGUUAGAGUAGAUUAUAAAAGUGAAGCCAGAAGUCACAGUACAGGUCGUCACGGUUCCUUACACGGCAGUUCGGUUCGAAGCGAUCAUCGUGGCAGUAAUGCCAGAAGUGACUUUCAUAGUGACGUUAGAAGCCAUAGUACUGGCAGGAGUCAUGGUAGUGAUAACAGUAAAAGUCGGUCAAAAAAUAUGACGACAGUUACAUAUUACUUCGGCGUUGAACCUAUUCCAUAUCGGAUAUCUAUACCGACUUACGACGUCACUCUUGGACAAUUCAAACAGGAGACGAAAAAGGGAAAUUAUCGUUUCUUUUUCAAAACAUCUGACGACGAUGGUGAAGUUGUGUAUGACGAAAUAAAAAACGAUGACGAACUCCUUCCACGCUAUAAAGAUAAAAUAAUCGGUAAAGUUGAGAAACUAGAAUAAAUUAUCUCUCUAUAUAUAUAUUCUUCGUCUUUUCUAACUCUAUUUUUUAUACAUAUGUACACAGCUCUAUGUUCGGACAAAGAUUUUAUACGAACGUGUAUAUCUUCUCUUCGUUAAUGCUACUGCAGUUGCUCGUUAGUGUCAGAUUUUUGUCCUCGUUAUGUUCGUUUUUUUUUUGUUUAUUGUAUCUUUAUUAGCUGUCUAACAGCAACUUUUAUGUGGAUAAAAAGUCGACUUUGUGGAGAAAAAUGUAUACGUAUCGAUUUCGAUAUUCUGUUAUCAAAUCAAAUCAUUUGAUUUUUACCUCGAUUUGAAUACAUAAAAAGGAGACAAAUUGGCUACCUUACGAGAGAGAUUUUUGCGAAUUUCGCCAAAAAAAAUUACGCAAUUUUCUCAAUUUUUUUAAAAAAGUUUAAGUUCACAUAUCUGCCAUGUAUAGUGCUUGGUAAACCAGAAGACAAAAAAAUGCAAAUUGUUUUCAAAAAGAAAAGAAAUCCAAAGUUCGCCGGUUUAUUUUAUGUUCGUGAAAUUGACAAAACCCCGCGAAAACUAAUUCCCGCGAAAAUUGCCCCUCUUAAGGUAGAGUUGUGGUGUAUCUUUUUUAUCAUAGUCGACUGUAUUUCAUACGCUUCAAAAAAGUUACAAGUGUUUUGUAUUUUUCUUUCUUGUGUAUAUUAAAUAUUGUGAAUCUAGAAAUGUUUAUUUUUUUAUUUUGUAUUCUUUUUUUAAAUGUUGGACGUAUCAUAGAAUGUUUAAAACCUCUAUGUUUGCGUUCAAAUCUGUACUCACACUCAUUUUUACACAGUGAAAAAAUAUAAACAAAAACAUAUUCUA